Messenger RNA from Punctularia strigosozonata HHB-11173 SS5, 2037 nucleotides. RefSeq lists its product as uncharacterized. Lineage: Eukaryota; Fungi; Basidiomycota; Agaricomycetes; Corticiales; Punctulariaceae. Gene Ontology annotation, cellular component: P-body; CCR4-NOT core complex. The record is from RefSeq and is a predicted model, not a curated record. The transcript has 5 exons. Gene Ontology annotation, biological process: nuclear-transcribed mRNA poly(A) tail shortening; regulation of DNA-templated transcription. Bases 1 to 1878 code for a protein of 625 amino acids.
AUGAAUCGAGGCCAACCACCACAACGCCCGCCGUCGCUCGCGCCGCCCACCGGUCUCGGACAACAACUUCCCACCCAAGGGCUCGGGCCGACGGGAACGUACCGCGCGGCGUACCCGCAAUACAACAACCACACGCUCCCGCCGCCGCGGACGACGCUCAUGCCCGGCUUCCCCGCGCUCCAGGCGGCGCAGGCGCAGAGCCAGACCCGGCAGCAGAACGCGGGGGGUCUUUCGCCGUUCGGAGGGCAGGGGCAGCAGCGCGGGUCGAGCGCGUUUGCGUACAGCGGGAUCGGCCAGCAGACGACGACGGGGAGCAGCGGGCUCGGGGGGCAGCCGAUGCCGCCCGCGCCGUCGAACGUGUCCGGCCAGCAACAGCAGCAGCAGCAGCAGCAACAACAACAUCCGGCGGCGACGCCGUCGCUGUCGUCCGCGAGCGAAGUGGGGCUAGAUCCGAACGACUUUCCCUCGCUCGGCGCGGGGUCGAACGGCAAUAACGGCGGGAAUAACGGCGGCGGCGGCGCUGCGCCCGUGGCGAGCUAUGCGAGCCAGGCGCAACAGCAGGCGCAGCAACAGGCGUCGCAGAUGGGCGGAGGGGCGCAGAGGGAUUUUACGCCGGACGACUUCCCGGCGUUGGGUGGGCAGCAGCAACAACAGCAGCAGCAGCAGCAGCAGCAAGCGCCUAGUCAAGAUGGGCCACCGCCGGGACUGGGCGGAUACGGUGGUGCUGGGGCGAACGGGGACGGGCAGGCGACGGUGCCGCAACCGAGGCAGCAGACGCCUGGGUUGCUGAACCUCGGGCAGGCACAGGUGCGGAGUGCGAGCGCGCAGGCGCAGGAACGGCAUCAACAGCAACAGAGUUAUACCCUCAAGCAGCAGGCGUGGCCGUCGCCGAGCGUGUCGAACGCCCCGCCCUCCUCGUUUGCACAGCAGCAGCAACCACAAGGUCAACAACCUCCGAACGGCGCGAACGCCACCGCCACGCAACAACAACAACAACCGCAACCGCCUAGCGCGCCGCCGGGCGUGCUCCCCCCGCACCUCCAGCAAGCCCAGCAGCAGGCGGCGGGCUACAACAACGGGAACGGGAACUCGCUCGCGACGGACUCGGCCGGGCCGUCGGCGGCGGCGCUCCCGCAGACGCCCGCGCAGCAGGUGCUCGUGUCCGCCGCGGACCGCUGGGGCCUGCUCGGCCUGAUCGCGCUGAUCAAGAGCGACAAUCUGAACGCGCAGCUGUUGAGCGUCGGGACGGACCUGGCGACGAUGGGGCUCGAUAUGCAGCAUCAAGGCGCGCUCUAUUCGACGUUCAUCACGCCCUGGGCGGACUCGUCCGCGGCGCGAGGGAUCGAGCCCGAUUUUUCGGUGCCGGCGUGCUACGCGAGCGUGAACACGCCGCCGCCGGGGCCGGCGAAGGCGCAGGCGUUCAGCGACGAGACGCUGCUGUACGUGUUCUACGCGUGUCCGCGGGACGCGGUGCAGGAGGUCGCGGCGCAGGAGCUGUGGAACCGGCAGUGGCGGUGGCAUAAGGAGCUGAGGGUGUGGAUCACGAAGGAGGGCGUGGCGCAGGGGGAGGGGAUGGCGAGGAAGUUUCCUGGCGGCGAGCAGGGAGUGUACUUCUACUGGGACCCGGAUACUUGGCAGAAGGAGCGCAAGGAGAUGUUGGUGCGGUACGACGACCUGGAGGAGAAGACGACGCCGGCGUUCGUGCCGAACAGCGUCGUGCUGCAGCCGAUGGCGCAGGCGCAGCAAGCGCAACAGGGGCAGCAGGGGCAGGGGCAGCAGCCAUCCGGACACGGCGCGAUGGGACAGAUGCCGGUCGGGAUGAGGCUCGGCGGGGUGGGCCAGGGCCGGUUCGCGCAGGUGGGCGUGGCGGCGAUGUGAGCCGCGGGUGUCAAGAGACCCGGAUUUCUGGCGAAAGUAUACGCCUUUGUCGAUUCGAGUUUCGACGAACCCCCCCCCUGAGAUAUCCCGUUUCCGACUCUGUACGUUUACUGCAAAACUGUAAUGCGCUACUACUACAUAUUACCAUCCGGUUUUACG